This is a messenger RNA of Micropterus salmoides (largemouth bass), 1178 nucleotides long. Its product is annotated as coiled-coil domain-containing protein 130 homolog. Lineage: Eukaryota; Metazoa; Chordata; Actinopteri; Centrarchiformes; Centrarchidae. Bases 138 to 857 code for a protein of 239 amino acids. The record is from RefSeq and is a predicted model, not a curated record. Gene Ontology annotation, cellular component: U2-type spliceosomal complex; post-mRNA release spliceosomal complex. The transcript has 9 exons. Gene Ontology annotation, biological process: mRNA splicing, via spliceosome.
AUCCUCUGCAACGUGACGCAACUUCCGAAACCUGAACGUUAUGCUCUGGUGUUUAGCUGAUGGUUGCUUGUGCAGCUACAAGAGCAUUUGUGAAAAAAGGGUGAAUCCAUUACUGGUGUGGAGAUCCAGGUGUCACUAUGGGUGAAAGAAAAGGAACAAACAAGUACUACCCUCCAGAUUUUGAUCCGGCCAAGCAUGGAUCCCUCAAUGGCUAUCAUAACACCCACGCUCUGCGGGAGAGGGCCAGGAAACUGUCCCAGGGCAUUCUCAUUAUCAGGUUUGAGAUGCCCUACAACAUCUGGUGUGAUGGCUGCAAAAAUCACAUUGGCAUGGGGGUCCGCUACAAUGCUGAGAAGAAGAAAGUGGGGAACUACUACACCACGCCAAUCUACAGGUUUAGGAUGAAGUGCCAUCUGUGUGUCAACUACAUCGAGAUGCAGACAGAUCCAGCGACCUGCGAUUAUGUAAUAGUAUCUGGGGCAAACAGGAAGGAGGAACGCUGGGACAUGGCUGAAAAUGAACAGAUACUCACCACAGAGCGGACGGAGAAGGAGAAACUGGAGACAGAUGCCAUGUUUAAACUGGACCAUGGUGGGAAAGACAAGGAGAAGUUUAAGAAGGCUCUGCCUUCUUUGUCAGAGAUUCAAGACUACCAGUCCAGCUGGAAGGACGACUUUCAGCUCAACAGUACCCUCCGCAGGAAGUUCAGGACGGAGAAGAAAGUUCUGGCUGAUCAAGAGGAGAAGGACAACACAGUCAGGAUGAGGACCAACCUGUCCAUACCAUUGCUGCCAGAGAAGGAGGAGGACAAGAAACUGGCAGCACUGCUCACCUACCAGGCACCUGACUGUACGUAACAGAUACAGGGUCUAAACUCACAAACACACUGUUCAAAUACAUGUGCGAACAUCUAUGCACCAUCACCGUCUUUAAGAGAAAUAUGAUGGCUGACAUAAGCAGCUCUUUAAAUUGAAUUCUUCAAAUGGGGCAGACCAGCUUAUUCUUGUACAUGUCAGGUUACAUGCUGCAAGUUUUUCUAACUGGAAGGAUUUUAUAAAAAUGCAUAUUCGGAAGACCCUUUUAGAACAAAAUGUAGAUGUAGUGUGUUAUCUGGACCUGGAAACACAUCAUAUUUUUGAGAAACUUCACAUUUACAAACCCAUCUGAACCCCAUCCAG